GAUCCAAUAACGAGAUAUAUGCAAUGAUGACGUCAUGAACUCGAUACCGAGAAACAUAUAACCCCAGUAAGUUUCUGGCGUUUAAAAAUAAUUUUAACAGGAGACCCCACCGUUUCUCAUGAUGCAACAUCAGUUAAUAUUUUCAAGAGAAGAUUCUUUAUAAAAAGAACGGUCGUUGAUCAUUCAAUUUCAUUUUUGCUGGAAAGUAUAUGUCUGAAAAACAUGAAAUUAAAAUUGUGAAGAAAACCGCGGCGUUGAAAAUAAAAAACAUGUUAUGAAAAAAUAAAGUUAUAGCACUGGAGGAUUUAAAAGGAAAAAUAAAAUAGUGGGAAUGAUUGUCAAUAAAAAAAACUUCAGCGCAAACAUACCAAGUAAAUAUUAGUAUACAGACAACUCUAGCGAACAUUAUAUAAAUACUGUUGACAAGCAUACACCAGGAGUCACUGUAAUUUGUGAUAAUGUCGUUGCACCUCAAUUGUCUGCUACUUUUUAUAUCAAGUCAAGGAAGUCUUCAUACAAUUUCGUCAUUUGUUGAUGGACUUGAUACAAACCCUGACACUUAUCUACUCACACCAGAGCUGGCAUCAAAAUAUGGUUAUCCACUGGAGGCUCAUAAAGUUAUAACUCAAGAUGAUUAUAUUCUGGAAAUGCAUAGGAUUCCAAUUGGACGAAAAUUUGGUAGAAAUAAUAGGUUACCGAUUCUAGUUCAGCACGGAUUAGGUGGUAGUUCAGCUGACUGGGUUCUUUCUGGUCCUAAGAAAGCUUUAGCUUACAUCUUGGCUGACGAAGGUUACGAUGUCUGGUUGGGAAACAAUCGUGGGAAUAUCUAUUCAAGAAAUCAUCGUCAUAUGCAGCCAAACAACCGAACAUUUUGGGAUUUUAGUUACCAUGAGCUGGGAGUCUAUGACAUGCCAGCAAUGAUUGAUCAUAUUUUACUGACAACGGGGCAUUCAAAAAUAUUAUUUAUUGGUCAUUCCCAAGGUACAACGCAGUUCUGGGUUAUGACCUCGGUAUUACCUGAGUACAACACAAGGAUCGCCCUAGCUGUUGGCCUCGCGCCCGCAGCCUAUACUGGUCACCUGCGAGGCCCAGUUACACAACUCACUAAGUUGACAUACUUUGGUGUGUCUGUCGGUGAAAAAUAUGGCUAUCCAGAAUUUGGCUCACGUUCAGCAUGGGGUAAAUUUGUAUCAAAUUUAUUUUGUCACGAAGGAGCACCUACGCAGUUUAUUUGUAGCAAUAAAUUAUUUAUGGUAGCUGGUUUUAGCCGUGGAGAAUUAAAUAUGGCUAAUUUAACUGUUAUUAUUGGACAUGUGCCUGCUGGAGCAUCUUGGAAGCAAUUCGUACACUUUGGCCAGGGUUAUAUUAAUCCAGGAACCUUCAAGGCAUUUGAUUAUGGUGAGUAUAAUAAUAAAAAUAUACGCCUUUACAAUUCAUCAAUUCCACCAGAUUAUCAACUUGAAAAAAUAACAGCACCUAUCGCGCUCUUCAGUAGUGAUAAUGACUGGCUAGCAACACCAGAGGAUGUUAAUAUGUUAAGAUCGAGGUUAAGUAAUGUCAUACUAGACUUUAAAGUACCGCCAAAUACCUUUAAUCAUUAUGAUUUUCUCUGGGGAAAUUCAGCUCGUCAAUUACUUUAUAAGCCAGUGCUUGGAUUACUCGAAAAAUAUCAGUAAUUAAGGCUAUAUAAAGAAUGGACAAGAAGAAGUAUUUUGUUCAUAAAAUGAGUAUUUCAAAAAAAUAAAAAUUAAUGUAAGCAUUAUAUAUUUGUUAAUAUCUAUGAGAAAAUGUUUUUUUUUAUGAAGAAUUAUUGACUUUAACAAAUAUAUAUUUUGAAUUAUAUCUAGUCAUGUGAUACCGAACUAUAUAUAAAUACGCAUUGCUUUUAAAUGUGGAGAAAUACUAAUCAACAUAAUUUAAAAAAAAUUGACAAAUUAAAAAAAAAAUCCUGAUGUACAUCUAUAUUGUUUUCGUCGACUUAAUGGUGAAAUGAUUAAUUAA
Messenger RNA from Aphidius gifuensis, 2001 nucleotides. Its product is annotated as lipase 3-like. The record is from RefSeq and is a predicted model, not a curated record. The coding region runs from base 459 to 1676 and encodes 405 amino acids. The transcript has 8 exons. Gene Ontology annotation, biological process: lipid metabolic process. Gene Ontology annotation, molecular function: hydrolase activity, acting on ester bonds. Lineage: Eukaryota; Metazoa; Arthropoda; Insecta; Hymenoptera; Braconidae.